CGGGGGUGAYCUGWUAGGGAACCGGGGCUCCCCUCCCCGCCAGGAAGGAGGGAGGAAGCGGAGGCUGAAUUAAUCCCUGCCCCAAGAACAGGAUCCAGGUGUCCGCAUUUCCUGGCCGGGMCGCCGCUUCCCGACAGCGUCCGGCUGUCCAGGGGUCCGGGACACCUCGAGAAGGUGUCCCCUGUGCCUCUGUGGGUGUGUGGCCACCUUGUCACCCAUCCCCAGGGACCGGAGCUGGGGGGAAYAACCAAAAUCCCAGAAACUGCCGAAGAGGGUGUUUUGGGGAAGGGGCUGCAUGUCCGUGGCUGCAGCCCCCCUCUCUGGCGUGUCCCAGCUGCCCCGGAGCUGCCCGGCCAUGGAAGACACCGCAGCGCUGCUGGACGCCGAGGCCGUGGGGGAUUUGGUGCUGCUGGAUCCGCUGACCGAGGAGUCGCUGCUCCGGACGCUGCAGGAGCGGUUCCGCCGCCAGGAUAUCUACACGUACAUCGGGAAUGUGGUGAUCUCGGUGAACCCGUACCAAUCCCUGCCCAUCUACACCCCGGAGAAGGUGCAGGAGUAUCACAACUGCAGCUUCUUCGCCGUGAAACCCCACAUCUACGCCAUYGCUGACGAUGCCUAUCGYUCRCUGCGGGAUCGGGACAGGGAYCAGUGCAUCCUCAUCACYGGCGAGAGCGGUGCYGGCAAGACGGAGGCCAGCAAGCUGGUGAUGUCCUACGUGGCGGCCGUGAGCAGCAAAGGGGCGGAGGUGGACAAGGUGAAGGAGCAGCUCCUGCAGUCCAACCCCGUGCUGGAGGCUUUUGGGAACGCCAAGACUGUCCGUAAUGACAAUUCCUCCCGAUUCGGCAAGUACAUGGACAUCGAGUUCGACUUCAAGGGGGAGCCCCUGGGAGGGGUCAUCAGCAACUAUCUGCUGGAGAAAUCCCGCAUCGUCCGGCACGUGAAGGGCGAGAGGAACUUCCACAUCUUCUACCAGCUCCUGGCCGGCGCUUCGGCGCAGCUGCUCCAGCAGCUGAAGCUCCGCCAGGACUGCGGUCACUACGGGUACCUGAACCGGGAGAGCUCCAGCUUGCCGGGCAUGGACGAUGCAGCCAACUUCCACGCCAUGCAGGAUGCCAUGAGGGUCAUCGGCUUCUCGCCCGCCGAGGUGACGGAGCUGCUGCAGGUGACGGCCGUGGUGCUCAAACUGGGAAAUGUCCAGCUGAGCAGCAGCUUCCAGGCCAGCGGGCUGGAGGCCUGCAGCAUCACCGAGCCCCAGGAGCUGCAGGAGAUCUGUGAGYUGAUCGGGUUGGACCCUGGCACGCUGGAGCAGGCGUUGUGCUCCCGCACGGUGAAAGCGCGGAACGAGACGGUGCUGACCACCCUGACCGUCCCCCAGGGCUACUACGGCCGGGACGCGCUGGCCAAAAACAUCUACAGCCGCCUGUUYGACUGGCUGGUGAAUCGCAUCAACACCAGCAUCCAGGUGAAAUCGGGCGAACAGAGGAAGGUGAUGGGUGUCCUGGACAUCUACGGCUUUGAGAUCUUCCAGGACAAUGGAUUUGAGCAGUUCAUCAUCAACUACUGCAACGAGAAGCUGCAGCAGAUCUUCAUCCUGAUGACGCUGAAGGAGGAGCAGGAGGAAUAUGUCCGAGAGGGCAUCCAGUGGACCCCGGUGGAGUUUUUUGACAACACCAUCAUCUGCAAUUUGAUUGAGAACAGCACCGGCGGGAUCCUGGCCAUGCUGGACGAGGAGUGYCUGCGGCCCGGCGUGGUCAACGAGGACACUUUCCUCACCAAGCUCAACCAGCUCUUCGCCACCCACAAGCACUACGAGAGCAAAGAGACGCAGAACGCGCGGCGCGUCACCGACGCCAGCCUGGCCCCGCGCUGCUUCCGCAUCCACCACUACGCCGGCAAGGUGACCUACAACGUCACGGGCUUCAUCGAGAAGAACAACGACCAGCUCUUCCGCGACCUCUCGCAGGCCAUGUGGGCAGCCCGGCACACGCUGCUGCGCUCGCUYUUCCCCGAGGGAGACCCCCAGAAGGUCUCACUGAAGCUGCCACCCACCGCGGGCUUCCAGUUCAAGUCAUCCGUUGCCAUGCUGAUGAAAAACCUCUACUCCAAAAACCCCAACUACAUCAGGUGCAUCAAACCCAACGACACCAAAUCGGCCAUGGUGUUCACGCCGGAGCUGGUGCUGGCUCAGGUGCGCUACCUGGGGCUGAUGGAGAACGUGAGGGUGCGGCGGGCGGGCUACGCUUUCCGCCAGCUCUACGGCCCCUUCCUGCARCGCUACAAAAUGCUCAGCCCCCGCACGUGGCCCCGUUGGGACGGCGGUGACAGGGAGGGUGCUGAGGUGCUGCUGGAGAGUCUGGGGCUCCCCGCUGAGGAACUGGCGUUUGGCCACACCAAGAUCUUCAUCCGCUCGCCACGCACCCUCUUCGAUCUGGAGCGGCAACGUCAGGAACGCGUUGGUCAGCUCGCCACCCUCAUCCAGAAAAUGUUCCGGGGCUGGCGGUGCCGGACCCAGUACCAGCUGAUGCGCAAGAGCCAGAUCCUCAUCUCCGCCUGGUUCCGAGGCCACAGGCAAAAGAACCAGUACAAGCAGAUGAAGCGGUCAGCGCUGAUCCUGCAGGCGUACGCGCGGGGCUGGAAGUCUCGCCGGCUCCUCCGGGAGCUGAAGCACCAGCGCCGAUGUCACGCAGCCGCCAGCACCAUCGCCGCUCACUGGAGAGGGUACCAGGUGCGCAGGACMUACAGGAGGUGUUUCCGUGCCGGCGCCAGCUCCUGCCUGGCCAACUUCAUCUACCGGCGGCUGGUGCAGAGAUACCUGGCGGGGCUGGCGAAAAACCUCCCGCCGCUAUCGGUGACCGACCGGACCUGGCCGUCGGCGCCGUACAGAUUCCUGGAUGACGCCAACAUGGAGCUGAAAAACAUCUUCUACCGCUGGAAGUGCAAGAAGUACCGGGACCAGCUGCCACCAUCGCGCCGGACGCAGCUGCAGGCCAAGCUCUGCGCCAGCGAGCUCUUCAAGGACAAGAAGACCCUCUACCCAAAAAGCCUGCAGCAGCCUUUCCGCGGGGAGUACCUGGGGCUGAAGCAGAACCCCAAGUACCAGAAGCUCCACGCCGUGGCCAAGGACAAGCUGGUGAUGGCCGACGGGUCUCCCCUCCCUUUGCUGCCUUUCUCCUCCUGCACUCAUCAAGCCUUCAGAGCGGGUUUUUAUCCUGUCCCCGCACAUCACCCGCGUUACCUUCGGGAGCUGCCAACUCCCCGUCACGUCCCCAUCAGCACCAGCUCCCAGGUGGGCCCCGGAGCGCUGUUUGUCGUGCACGAAGAGUGA
Molecule: messenger RNA, 3325 nt
Organism: Malurus melanocephalus (red-backed fairy wren)
Lineage: Eukaryota; Metazoa; Chordata; Aves; Passeriformes; Maluridae
Gene: MYO1A
Product: myosin IA
Exons: 26
Coding region: 296-3325 (1009 amino acids)
Biological process (GO): actin filament organization; sensory perception of sound; vesicle transport along actin filament
Cellular component (GO): cytoplasm; microvillus; vesicle
Molecular function (GO): ATP binding; actin filament binding; microfilament motor activity
Source: RefSeq, a predicted model, not a curated record